Molecule: messenger RNA, 1257 nt
Organism: Naumovozyma castellii
Lineage: Eukaryota; Fungi; Ascomycota; Saccharomycetes; Saccharomycetales; Saccharomycetaceae
Gene: ECM7
Product: Ecm7p
Exons: 1
Coding region: 1-1257 (418 amino acids)
Source: RefSeq, a predicted model, not a curated record
AUGAACCCAUCCAUGGAGCGUUUUAUUACACUCCUGAAAAGACCCUUUCAAAAUCUUACUACAUUAGAGAGAUUCGUUCAGGGGAUGCGGAUACUAUCCACACUCCUAAUAAUAGCAUUAAGUCUAACCAUUACAUCUGGCUCCAAGAAAAUACCGAACAGACUAUAUAUGUCACGAUUUGAUACCUUUUCUGCAGAUAUUACCAUGGGUUUAUUUGAAGUGUUGAAAUAUGCUGUCGAGCAAUCUGGUUCUGCUAGUGAUGUUAAUAACGGUGUUGGAUUAACCACUUCGGAAUUAUAUAUAUUGACCUCUUAUACGGCUAAUCAAGUGAAGAAUAUGCCUCAAUAUAUUACCGUUUCAUUAUUUGGUCGAUGUGAUACUUUUUUCUCGGCUGACUUGAUGGUAGGGGAGUCUCAGAUGACGCAAGUUCAAAAUUCUACAACCGUUAGGAAAUGUGACUAUAUUGGUCCCGGUUACUUAUUUGAUUAUAGAGAAGCGUUAUCUAGUUUGGGGUUGAACAUUGUCUUAGAUUAUGCAUACCAAGGGGAUACAACAUCCUCAGACGGAAAAACGAGUUCGUACUCGAAGUAUAUCAAUAAAUUACAAUGGAGGAAGAUCAUCAUGUUGAGAUUAUUAUAUGCAGUGAUAGCUUUUGAAUUUACGAUCGCGGUUUUGACUGCAUGGUACUAUAAUAUAAAGGGUCGAUAUAUUAAUGCUACAAAGGAAAGAGUCCUGAUACAUUCCAUUUCUUUAUUUUCAUUGGCAGUACUUGUCUGUGGAUUAACAAGUGUCAUUACUCUUGCCUGGAUAAAUAUAUCUUUGCAAAGUAGAAUUAAUAAGGAAUUGAAAGCGUUUGGAUUUUCUUAUCAUUUGGGUGGUGCCUGGUUCACAUGCGUAUGGAUGUUGACGUUUUUCAUAGGACUAUCAUGUUUUGUAUGGUCAGGUAUUGAAUGGUGUCUUGCUGAUACUGAUACGUUUGCCCUCGAGAGACCAGAUAAUCAAAUUUUAGGGUAUCAGCCCGGGGUGAUUGCCAAUAUCGAUGAUAAGAAACAAUCCAUUUUGCGUUCAGCGGAGGAAGAUAUGGAGAAUAUAGCACCCACUCUGAGUGUAGAUAGAUUGGAUCCAUUUGAUGACGGUUUGGCUCUUACAAAUUCUGUAGAAGCUUUUGAACUACAAGAUGUUUCGUUACGUUCGAGUGAGGAAAGUGAUAGAAGUCUGCAGAGAGUGGUGAAACCAUCGCCGACGAUGCAAUUUUAA